Molecule: messenger RNA, 4082 nt
Organism: Blastomyces dermatitidis ER-3
Lineage: Eukaryota; Fungi; Ascomycota; Eurotiomycetes; Onygenales; Ajellomycetaceae
Product: cysteine desulfurase
Exons: 1
Coding region: 1561-3189 (542 amino acids)
Source: RefSeq, a predicted model, not a curated record
UGACAAUUGCUAGCUAGCUCACGUUCUCUACUCCGCUCAUUUUUUGUACAUGUACAUGUACAGGACUCAGCACAUUUCGCUUUUGGCUUUUGGAGAUAUACGUGGAGAGAGGCUCGGAUAGCUGCCGUCAUAGUUAGCGGGAGGUUAAAAAAAAAAGUAUCCGUAUAGUCUGGCCCGAUCUGAGAUCACCAUAGCUCAACACCGCCUCUCCAUAUCCUGGAGCUCGAUGCAGCCUUUGCAUUUUAAUCCUCCCAGCUUUGACCUCAUGACUGGGAUCCCACAUCGGGAUCACUUAGUUCAUGCCAUGCCAUGAGUGUUGUCUAGUAUUUACCGAACACCGAUCGACCCUUAUGGGACCGGAGCCAGCAGAUUAGAGAGAUAUUAGAGCAACCCAGAGUCCGGUGACGGAAAGUCAAUUUCUGACUACAGAAAGAAAGCUGCACAUUUCAGAUGAAACAAAUUAGCCUCACAUCCGUGGCUUUUGUUUCCUGGCAGACUCCUUUGGCUUCUAUCCAACUUCGUCAACCCAGUGCCCGCUAUCAAAACGGAAAUUGGACCUCUUUCUAGCGGAGGAGUAUCGUAUCAGUGUUGCAUCUUCUUGGCAGGUCCUUCCGACGCGAACCACCACAGUUAGUUUGGUCACUAACAUAAGCUAGCUUGGUAACCUUGGUCCAAAUCACUCAACGGACAUCCUUCCAUCUUCAGGUCUAAUGCACAUCUCCCUUGGGGGAUGGUGGGCUCGGCAUUACUUUUCGUAGCAAUUAUUUUGUCUGUCCUGGUUUGUGGAUCUGGCCAAGUACAAGGGUGAACUGGCCAAAGUCCCCCAAAAAGAGCCAUAGGCCGCACCUGCCCGGUAGCGGUAUACCAGGAUUGUAGCGGCGCAUAAGAGGGCAAGGGUUUCGAGUCGCUUAACACACAACUCAUUGGCGGGCGGCAUUUUCUCACGCAAACGACGAUUCCCACAUUACCCCUCUGCUGAUGGGGUGUGUGCAAGGGGAUGAGGAGGGUGGAGGACACGGAAUGAUGCAACUGCGGCAAUGCGGGAUGGAGAGCGCCGCACCACCUAUGCCAGCAACGAAUCCAAUUAAUAGUCAAUAAACCUGCGGUGUGCAUAGGAGGGGCGUAUUUUAUGGGUUGCUAGCAUGUCAAGGCAAGCUUUGUUGAGUUAAUCUGGGAAUUACCCGAUCUAGUCCCGCCAACGACUCCCCUGUCUGUGAGGACAGGUUGGACAGAUGUGCAUGACAAUCAUGCUGGCGUCUGAGUUCCCUGGUAUGGUGUCUGUUGGCUGUGGCCGGUAUAAAGAGGGAUAUAUAGACCCAGGGUGCUGUCGGAGUUUUUGGUACUUUGGUCUGAGAAUUAUCGACGCUGCGUGUUAGAAGCACAUCGGUUUGUCGCUCAUAUAAUAUCUAAUAUAUAUAUAUAUAUUUUGUGUCGCAGAGGGAACAUAGAAGCUCAGACCUUUUUCUCUUUUUCUUCAAAAAAGGUUUUUAACUCUUUUUCCUCUCCUUCCCACUCCGCUUUUAUAUAUACCUCACCACCAGCUUCGUAGCUUCGCCGGAUAUGGGUGGUUGUGCUAGCGUCAUUACAACUCAAACGAAUCAGUUAGGAGAUGUGGUCCGAAGGCGGGGGAAGAAACUCCUUGCUUCCACUUCUCAGUCUUCACCAUCACUACCCAGCUUACCGCGAAAGCAAAAGUUUCGGACCUUGAUAAAGAAGAACAAACAAAAAUCCCUGGAAAAGGCAGAACGCCUCUUUCGAAAAUCAAACCCAACAUUCAACGACACUUCCAAAAUAGACCGCCUGCGUGCAACAGAGUAUUCUACCCUAGACAAGGAGGGCCACAUUUAUUUGGACUAUACAGGUGGAGGACUCUAUGCCGACUCCCAGCUGCGGGCACAUCAUGAGCUUCUUGCCCGCAACAUUUUUGGGAAUCCACAUUCCCUCAACCCAACUUCUAGUGCCAUCACAGAGCUGGAUGAGCAAGCUCGAGCACAGGUGCUAUCUUUCUUCAAUGCUUCCCCUGAAGAAUAUAUCGUUAUCUUCACACCUAACGCAUCCGCCGGCAUGAAAUUAGUUGGUGAAGCAUACCCCUUCUCUCCAGGUGCCGAGGUGAUAUUGUUAUGGGACAACCAUAACUCUGCGCACGGGGUUCGUGAAUAUGCUCGCUCCAAGGGCGCCACAGUCUCAUAUAUUCCGGUGACGUUGCCUGAGAUGCGCGCGGACGAGUCAGUGAUUGAGAACGCCCUUCUGCCGAAGGAUGAAAAAAUUAGCAAUCCCCGCCUGUUUAUUUAUCCCGCCCAAUCGAACUUCUCUGGUACCCAACAUCCUCUCGAGUGGAUUGACAAGGCCCACGAACAAGGAUGUGAUGUUUUGCUCGACGCUGCUGCUUUUGUCCCUACCAACCGCUUGGAUCUCUCCCGCUGGCACCCUGAUUUUGUGCCCAUCUCCUUCUAUAAGAUGUUUGGAUAUCCUACCGGCGCUGGCUGCUUAAUUGCUCGUCGGGAAGCAUUGGCACGUUUGGAAAAGCCAUGGUUUGCUGGCGGCACUGUCUGGGGUAGCUCAGUCCAGGCUGGUGGGCAUGUGCUCUUGCAGGGGCAUGCAGCCUUCGAGGAUGGCACCAUUAACUAUCUAAACCUCCCAGCGGUACACAUCGGCCUUAAUCAUUUGGCGAGCAUCGGGAUAGAGACAGUCCACGAACGUGUCGCGUGUCUGAUGGACUGGUUGAUCAAAGAGAUGCUGUCCCUCCGUCACUCCAAUGGUAGUGAGGUUGUGAGGCUCUACGGACCGGCCAACACAUAUCGACGCGGCGGAACCUUUACAUUCAACUUUAUAACACCCACGGGUGAAGUGGUUGAUGAGCGCAUUGUCGAGAAACUUUCCUCUGCGCUUAAUAUUUCAUUGCGGACAGGCUGUUUCUGCAACCCUGGUGCUGGAGAGGCUGCUUUCAUCCUCACACAACCAGCACUUGUCAGCGCGUUCAAUGGGGAGGCCGAAAUGAAGACCACCGGCCAAAUGAAGGGUUUUGAUGACUUCUUGAUCGAUAUGGGGAUGACCACUGGCGGUGGCGUCCGGGCCUCUCUUGGGUUGAUGUCCAACUUCGCCGAUGUUUAUCGAUUCGUUCAAUUUUCCCGCGCCUUCAUCGACGCCGUUCCAGUAGUCGAGAAACUUAUUCCCCGGUUGCACUGUUGAGGUUGAUUAUCGAUAUCCGCGUGUUUAACUUCUCCUUUUUCUUCGCUUUCUAAACGCUAAAACGAUCAACGACGGAAGGCUUGAGUGUGUAUAUUAGCCGACGUGAACAUGUACAUAACGAUUUGAAGAUUACCGACUUCAUGAACAUAUCCGAGCCCUACAUGACUUUGUAUUCUUUUUAAGUGUUUUUGCCACUCUGUCGGGAUCGGUGCGGGCGCCAUUUAAUGGUCCACCAAGGCUGAAUAUAUGAUGUCUCUUCAACUCCAGUGUGAUUUUUUUGUUUCUGGCGUUAUUGGUCUUAUGUAUGAUCCGAGAAGAAUUGGAUGGGACUUGCGUAGAGAGCGGCGCUGGUCGACAUAUGAACAAUUAUAAGCGGGACGAUGUAUAUAGUUUAUAGAGCCCCGCAGAAUGCCCACCUCGAUACAGCUUCUCCAACUGCAACACGCUCAGUUUCCCGAUUUGUUGAAAGUAUCUGAAAAGAUUAGUGUUUGAUGAAAGAAGGUGGAAUAGAAAAGAGGACAGUCAGAGUUCUUUAAGAAAAUUUUUAAGAACAAUAGCAGAACCAGAGAGCUAUUGUUCUUGAUAUUGGCGGGUUCGGCUGCCGCCCAGAACUCAAAAGUUGGAACAUUUUUACAUGUUCAAGAAAACCCAUUCUUUUUCAGAUGGGAAGAAUACAAUCGGCGGAUACUUAACCGUUUAGCUUGCCAACCGGGGAACAUGCUUCUUAUCUAUUUAAGGGUAAUCGUUGGUCUCCGUGGUAUUUCUACUAGCAACUACGCUGCGUAGGAAUGUAUAUUAAUAUUAUGGUGGGGUAGAGUAGGUCAACAGUCACAGAUUGAACUACUGAUUAUAUAAAUCAAUAGAAAACGCUCUAUCAUAGAUAAUCUGCUGAA